UAAUACUAAAAUGGAAUAAAGUCAUUUGGAAUUCUCAAAAACUAUUUUCACUUCACAUAACUGGAUUCCCGACUUUUCAAUCUCAAAACCAAAUUCAAUGAUCAGUUUCGCCUUCCGGAAGUUAUUUGUGUGGAUCUUGAACCCACAUCUGACAUCUCCUUUGUUCUUCUUACUUGAACCUCCCAUGGGCCAUUGGGGUGAAUCCAAUUACACAUUCUGUAGUGGGAGCCUUCUUCGACAGUUGCCACAGUGGAGGAAGGAAAAGAGAACUUAUGCCAGGGAGAUGGUUGUGGUGGGUGGCAGCUGGGAACGGAGUGGCGACAGUGAUGGCCAAUACUACGCUUCAACAGCAUCUUAUCAUGAAAGAGAUGAUACAUUUCCUGGUAGAAAUAAUUACGCUGCGUAAUUUCCGUUACCUUUUUUACUUUUAAGCAAAGAAUCUUAUCCUCUUCUUUGACCAAACAAGUGGCUUUUAUUUCUCCACCUGUUCCCAUAUCUUCUUUAACUUACACUUCGAGGGUUAUUCAAUUCAUCACAUUGAUCAAGUUUUUCUGCCAACUGUUUCGUAUGAAUUUUCUCCAACAAGAUUUAAUUUUAUAUAAGGGAAUGGCGUCUUCUUCAACUUCAUGCAUUCCUAAGAGCUUUAAGUAUGAUGUGUUUUUGAGUUUUAGAGGUGAAGACACUCGUACCAAUUUCACCGAUCAUCUUUAUUCAGCUCUUCAGCAGAAAAGCAUUUAUACUUACAGGGAUGACGAGAGAAUCAAGAAAGGGAAAAGGAUCAGCGAUGAGCUCCUCGGAUCUAUUGAAGACUCAAAAUUCUAUAUCAUUGUUUUCUCCAGGAACUAUGCGUCUUCUUCUUGGUGUUUGGAUGAGCUUGUGAAGAUAAUGGAGUGUCACAAGACGACUAUACAUACUGCUUAUCCCGUAUUUUAUGAUGUGGAACCCACAGAAGUCCGCAAGCAGAUCGGGGCAGUUGGAGAAGCCUUUGCCAAACAUGAAAAAGAAGAGGGUGCUGGGAAAUGGAGAGAGGCUUUGAAAGAAGCAGCCAAUCUCGCAGGGUGGGAAUUAAAGAAAACCGAUGAUGGGCAUGAAGCUAAACUCAUCAAAAGAAUUGUUGAAGAGAUUUCAUUAGAGUUACGUUCCAUCAAUUUCAGCGUUGAUGAAAAACUAGUUGGCAUAGAGACUCGGAUCAAUGAGAUUACAUCAUCUUUAGGAACUGGUUCUGAUGAUGUUCGCAUGAUUGGGAUCUGGGGUAUAGGAGGUGGUGGAAAGACAACUUUGGCCAGAGCUGUUUUUAAUAAAAUUUAUUUCGAGUUUGAAUGCAAAAGCUUCAUUGAGAAUGUUCGGGAAGUUUCGAAAGCUUCUUUGUCCGGUUUGAAGUUGUUGCAAAAGCAAGUCCUUUCACAUGUCCUAAAUGAUCAAUGCAUCAACAUAAGUAGUAUUUAUGAAGGGAAAAACAUGAUGAAGAAGAUGAUGCGUAAUAGAAAGGUUCUUCUUGUUCUAGAUGAUGUGGACCAUAUAGACCAGCUUGAGGCGUUAGCUGGUGAUCUUAAUUGGUUCAAGCCGGGAAGUAGAAUUAUCAUUACAACAAGAGAUAAGCAAGUGCUCGUAGCACAUAGGCUGAAGUUGAUUCAUACUGUCAAUCUGUUAUCAAAUAAGGAAGCGAUUUGCCUCUUCAGUAGGUAUGCAUUUGGGAAAGAGAUUCCAAUUCAAGAGUACGAAGAACUAUCAGGACAAGUUGUAUGUUAUGCUGCUGGUCUUCCCUUAACAAUCAAAGUUUUGGGUUCGUUUCUCUGUGGUAAAAAUAAGAGUGAAUGGAUAGAUGCCCUAGAAAGACUAAAAACAAUUCCGUUAAAUGAAACUCUGAAAAUAUUGGAAUUAAGCUAUAUCGGCCUAGAGGAAGAUUACAAGGAAAUAUUUCUACAUGUUGCAUGCAUAUUAAAAGGUGAGCUGAAAGGCUAUGCAAUCCAAGUGCUUGAAAGUUGUGGAUUUCAUGCUAAAAAUGGUUUAAGGGUUCUUGAGCAAAAAUCUCUCAUAAUUAUUGAUGAUAAUUAUGAUGAUGAGCGUGUCAGCAUGCAUGACCAUUUUGAAGAAAUGGGCAAGAAUAUUGUCCGUCGUUCGCACCCGGAUAUGCCUAACAAACAUAGCAGAUUGUGGGAUAGCAAGGAAAUUGAAGAUAUAUUGGCUAAUGACUUGGGUACUGAAGCAACAAGAUGUAUAAAAUUCCACAAGGGGGGACUCGAUCCGGAAACCAUUAUGAAAGGUCUUAGAAAGAUGAAGGAACUGAGGUUUCUUGAUGUGGCUUUGCGAGAUUUUUACUCGAUUCAAGAAACGAAUAAUGAACUCAUGCCAAACUUUCUAAAUGCUUUAGGAUUUCUGUGUUGUAAUUGGAAAUCUAAUGAAACUCCAUACUUUCCAAAUGCUUUACAAUAUCUGCGUUGGGACGAGUACUGUUUUAGGUAUUUACCCAAAACAUUUCAAGCAAAUGAACUUGUGUCACUUGAGAUUGCUGAAAGCGAUAUCAUACAACUCUGGGAAGGGAGAGAAAGAAAGGUUCUUGACAAGCUCAGAUUCCUUGACCUUAGUUAUUCUAUGUUGAAGACCUUUGACCUUGGGCUUACUCCAAAUCUCGAGAGGUUAACUCUUAAAGGAUGCAGUCAUUUGGGAGCACUUUACAUGCCCGUUGAAUGUGUAAAGCUUAGAUAUCUCAAGCUUGAUGGUUCAAAGCUGAGAACACUUGACCUUGGGUUGGCUCCAAAUCUUGAGUUGUUAGAUCUAUACGAUUGUUAUAAUUUGGUAGAACUUCAUGCACCCAAUGGAUUCUUAAACCUCAAAUACCUCAACCUCAGAGGGUCAAAGUUGAAGACCCUUGAUCUGAGAUUGGCUCCGAAUCUUGAGACGUUGUUUCUUUUUAGCUGCAACGAUUUGGUAGAGCUUCACAUGCCACGUAGGUGUCUAAAUCUCAGAUCCCUAUUACUCAAUAAUUCAAAGUUGAAAACCCUUAACAUUGGUCUGACUCCAAAUCUCGAAGUUUUAAGUCUUACAAGCUGUUACGAUUUGGAAGAACUACACAUGUCAGAUGCAUGUCAAAAGCUCACAUCUCUCUUCAUUAGCCGUUCAAAGUUGAGGACUCUUAACCUAGGGUUGUCUCCGAAUAUCACAGCUUUGCAUCUUCAGGAAUGUGGUGAUUUGGUAGAACUUCACAUACCUCGUAUUUGUCUAAAUCUCAGAUCGAUAGUACUCUAUAACUCAAAGUUGAGGACCCUUGACCUUACGCUGACUCCAAACCUCAAGUCUUUAUAUCUCCCAAAUUGUUUUCAUUUGGAACAACUUCACGCUUCCAUUGGAUGGCUUAAAAAUGUUGUCGACUUAGAGUUAAAUGGUUGUUUGGGGUUUACAUCCUUUUCUUUUCACAUAAAAAAUCACAAUUCUGGCAGAGGGAAUGAAUCACUUGAGGUUCGUAUUGCAGCUCGGUUACAUUUCACCCUAGAAAGAUGCCCAUUUCACCCCGACAAUAAAUUGCCAAAGUUUGAGUUUGCAUGUUUUCGUAAAGAAGAGCUACCCUCAUUGACUAGAAACCUUGAGAAGCUUAUUUCUAUGGGAUCGUGUGCGUGCACUAAACUUGAAACUUUUUCAAGAAGCAUCUGUGGGUUACAACGUUAAUGGAUGCUUCUAUUUAAAGACAGUAUUCCAGAUGUGCCCAAAUGAGUUUAUUGUCCUCGAGUUAAAAAACCUGCCAUGACGUUGCAGAUCCAGAAGGUGGCAUUUCUUUUCCAUGCAUUAUACAACGUCAUGUCAUUAAUAUAUGGCGUUAGGUUUGAUAUGAAUAUAAUACAUGUAAUCAUCGAUGGAAGUGGAACAGAAAUACACCGAGGUUCUGAAGCAUGUGCAUGAAAGUACUGCAAAAAAUGUCAAAAUCAUUGGAUCUAUUAGUUUAUUUUUGGCUGACUGUUGUGCGUGAUCCAUCUUGCUCUGUUUAUUUUGACCAGUAUACGGUUUCUCUUAUUCAGAUUUAAUAUUUACUUGUUCAUGC
Molecule: messenger RNA, 4033 nt
Organism: Lactuca sativa (garden lettuce)
Lineage: Eukaryota; Viridiplantae; Streptophyta; Magnoliopsida; Asterales; Asteraceae
Product: disease resistance protein RPV1
Biological process (GO): defense response; signal transduction
Molecular function (GO): ADP binding
Source: RefSeq, a predicted model, not a curated record